Messenger RNA from Xyrauchen texanus (razorback sucker), 1733 nucleotides. RefSeq lists its product as uncharacterized. Bases 281 to 883 code for a protein of 200 amino acids. Lineage: Eukaryota; Metazoa; Chordata; Actinopteri; Cypriniformes; Catostomidae. The transcript is spliced from 5 exons. The record is from RefSeq and is a predicted model, not a curated record.
AAGGAGGUUCUAGAUUUAGUUCCUGGUUUUGAUUCCUGGACAGUUUUAUUGUCCGCGAUUGUAUGCUACUUUCCACUGGAGAACACGACAGGACUUUAUCGAAAAUUUAUUUUAAGUUGAACCGAGUACAUCACGAAUUUAACUAACACGGGAAUCUGUUCUUCCUGUUCUCACGCUGUCAUUCCGUGGCCACAGGGAAACGAUGAGGUGGAGCUUACUUUUCCUAACUGAUGUCGAUUACUACAAGUCUUUCUGAAGUUUUCUUUGAACUCAAGCUCAGAUGGAGGAGGCUUAUUCAGCACUGUACCAGGAGUUUCUCCGUCUGCAGUCACUCUGCUUAAAACAAGCAGCAAUGCUGCAACAUCUUUCUGAAACAGUACAAAGACAGCAAGGUUUGGUCUCAGCUCUUAAAAGGGACAACUCUCCUUCCCAGUGUACAGAGGAAAAGACAAGAAACCAGCCCCAUCCCUCAGAAUACCAGGAACAAAAACCUCAAAGACAUCUCACAGGACCACACCAUCAAACUGAUAGUGAUCUCAGUCAUAUUGACAGAAGUCUAGACAGAUUGCAUCUGAACCUGGACCUUCCAGAUGGGCAUGAUAAAGCAGUUUUCCAGAAUCCUGUUAGGACCACAGGUAACAGUGCUUGGGAUGACCUGAGGAAAGCUGAGGAGCGCUAUCAUGUCACCCAGACUUCACAACGGUUGCGGAGGCCCUGGUCAUCCUCCUUUCUGGACAGUGAGUUGGUGAGUCAGGCCGGAGGUCUCUUCAUGUCUGAAGUCACGCUGCAGUCACAGGUGUGUGAGUUCUGUCAUGCCGUGUUUCCUGGACAUACGAGCACUCGUGGAGAAUUUCUGCGUCAUCUCACCACACACAUGACCUGAACACAUGCAGUGCUGAGAAUGUGACUAUGAGAUACAUUAUUGAUAAAAUAACUGAUAGAAUAAAGAAACAAAUUAUUUUCUUCAUCAUUAAUUUUGAUAUUAAAAAACAUUUUGGUUUGGUAUUAGAAAGACCGUUAGAUUUUGUCUAAAAAAGAGUGAAUCCAUUUAGAAUAAAUUAAGAUAAUUAGAUAUGGUACAGUAGUUAGUCAGUAUGUAUGGUAAGUCAAAAAUGGUAUAUAUGCCAUGUCAAUACACUGAAAAUGUAAUGAAUAGGUUCACAAACAUUUAGUGCACUGAUAAACCAAGAACAACAACAAAGAGACAGCUCUGUCACACCAAAAACUUGUAAUUACUUGGAUUCAUCACAAAAAUGUGCCUGUUUUCUAUGAAUGGAAAUUUUACUAUGAUUCUAUAUUUUUUUCAGCAUGUCAUAAUGCACAAAGUGCGAGUAAACAGAACUGUGUGGAUAACUGGGCUGUUUUUUUUUUUAUAACAGUUUUGUUGAUCUGUCACUGAUCACCAUCAAUUAAAAAAUAUGAGAACUUGAGCGGGUUGUUUACUACCAAUGAAAGACUAACUGUUUGUAGUGAUAGUAUCAUCAGUUGUUAUAUGUAAGGCAUCAAUUGAAAUCAAAUGUGUCCUGUGGUUGUCAUUAAUGCUAUGAAAUCUCAUUAGCUGAUCAUUGUUGACUUUCUGUAUAGUUAUGCUUUAGCAAGCAAGCUGUCAAGUGUAGAUGUGAUAGACUGUUUUUUUAUUUUAUUUAUUUGGCUUCUGUUUAACAAUGUUAAACCUUUAAAAUAUUGGGGGAAAUUAAAUAAUGUGCAUAUUUACACUACCACUCUAUCUCAGA